UGUGUCCUGCCAGAAACAGCUGACUCUGUUUUCGUCUGCGUCGCCUACAUCGAUUUCUUUGUGAGAAUUUGGAAACUUUUUACUCAAUUUCUUGCUACUUUUUUUAUUUGCGGGGGUGUCCAAGAAUCUGUACAUGUAUCUAACUUUUCCGCAGGUACUGGACUGGAUAAUAUAUGUCUGGGGUGCCGAGAAAGCGAGUUCGUAGUUCAAUUCUGGACGAUAUGCUCCAGGAGGAGGACCAAUCUGCAACUUUGGAACACAGUGCACGUAAGGCGAUGAAGUUGCAGAAAGGACGAAGAACAGGGCGGGGAGGAACCCCCAGGAGCUCAACUACUUCUCCUGCUGGGAUGGGGGAGUCAGGGGAGAAUUCAGCAGAAGAAGGAGAGUAUGUUCCAAAUUCAGAUUUGGAUCCGGCCUUCCUAAGGAAAAUCAAGACAAGACGUGAUUUAUCAAAGACGGACCAAGAGGUUGUUAGACUAAUUGGACAGCAUCUCAGUGACUUAGGAUUAAAGAGUGCUAGUGAUGUACUGAUGAAAGAGUCUGGGUGUAGACAGGAUGAUCCCUCUAGUUCCACCUUCAGACACUGUAUCAUGAAAGGGGACUGGGCCGGAGCGGUUAACGUUUUGGAUGAUCUGAAGCAUCAUUUGGAGAGUCCUGACACAGUCAAGGAGAUGAAAUUUAUCAUACUAGAACAAAAAUAUAUUGAAUAUUUACGCGAUGGGAAAACAUUUGAGGCUCUGAAGGUGUUGCAGAUGGAUAUCAGCCCCUUGAACCACAACAUACCCCGGACCCAUCAUCUCUCCUCCCUCCUCAUGCUCCCCAUCAACGGACUGAUAAUAAGUAAUCGACAAUCUGAGAGUAGAAGCCAUAAUUCUCCGUUUACAAACAAUAACUCUGAGUCUGAUCAUCUGCCUAAAAUACUGGACAGGGAAGAGGUGAUGGAGAAACUUCAAUCCUUCCUUCCUCCCAGUGUCAUGUUGCCACCCAGAAGACUCCAGACCCUACUAAGUCAAGCAGUUGCUCAUCAGAAGGAACACUGUAUUUAUCAUAACAGACUCGGAGAUAAUGAACCCCCCAAGGUGUUAUCAGUGGACCAUCAAUGUAGUAAGGAAACCUUCCCAUCAGAGACUCUUCAGGUUUUGAGUGAGCAUGGGGACGAAGUCUGGUUCUGUAAAUGGUCACCAAAUGGAAAGCUCUUAGCAACUGGAAGCAAGGACUGUACAGUAAUUAUCUGGAAGCUUGAUACAAAUACACUCAAACUCAAAAGUGAAAAGGUACUGGAUGGACAUUCUCAUGGAGUCUCCUACUUCUCCUGGUCCCCAGACUCUAGUAAACUGGCAGUAUGUGGGCCCGAGGAGUGCCCAGAUGUUUAUAUCUGGGAUAUAGCUGGAGGAAGAAUAGAGAACAAGAUAUCUCACACCCAAGAGGAUUCUUUAACGACUGUAUCCUGGUCUCCUGAUGGUACAAGGCUAGCUGCAGGGGGGAGCAGGGGUCAGUUUUACCAGUUUGAUUCCCAUGGAAACAUAAACAAUUCAUGGGAAGGUGUACGAGUUCAAGCUUUAGCAUACAGAUCUGACGGUAAACACAUCCUGGCUGCCGAUACACACCAUAGACUCAGAUGUUACAACUUUGAUGAUCUCUCUGACCAGCCAAUUAUUCAGGAGGAUCAAGCUAUUAUGUCUUUCACACUAGACCAGACUGACCGCUACGCGCUGUUGAACAUUGCCAACCAAGGAGCACAUUUGUGGGAUAUCAAGGACCGCUGUCUGGUUCAGAAGUUCAAGGGGAUCACGCAGGGGUUCUACACAAUAUAUUCAAGUUUUGGUGGAUCUAACCAAUCAUUUAUUGCCUCCGGAUCCGAGGAUAUGAAGGUUUAUAUCUACCACGUGGACCGACCUGACCCUAUCCAAGAGCUGAGUGGUCACACUAGAACUGUUUCCUGCGUCUCCUGGAAUCCUGUUUACCACCAGUUAAUUGCUUCUGCCUCUGAUGACAAUACUGUUCGUAUCUGGGGCCCUGCAGAGAAAUACAGAAAUCAAUCAUUCAAGAGACAAUAACUGUCCGUUGUCUCCUUCAAGAGACAAUAAGCUGUCAGUUGUCUCCUUCAAGAGACAAUAAGCUGUCAGUUGUCUCCUUCAAGAGACAAUAAGCACGCACGCUAAACGCGAGCAAAAUAAUAAACUCCAGUCAAUGACUCUUAAGCACGGUGCCAUUAAUCCUUUUGAUUUAAUUGUUUGUAAAUGCGUUUCUUUUUUUAGCGCUUUACCGGGUACAUUUUACAUUUUAUGAUGAACGUUAUUACGUUUUAUAGUGUACGUUCUACGUUUUACGUUUUAUGUUUAACGUUUUACGUCCUACGAUUUAGUUUUUCUUUUUUUGAUGAUUCGAUUUUGUCUCUCUCUCUAGCCCCGUGAUUCCGUGUUUAAGAGUUGUGACUCCAAAUUUUUGAAAUUUAUUUCAGACUUCAAGUGAUGUAAAAUAAAUUUAAGUACAGAUGUGCUACCUUCGUAUUAUAUAGCAUCUAGAAAAUAAUGUAGACAUAAUAAACAAAUGUGGGAUCAGGAGCACUUUUCCUAUACAAAUUAAAGACCCACGUUUUCGUAUAUUUUUUUUUUUUAGUAAAAUUUUAGUUUUAAGUUUUGCUCCCAUUUUUAGUUUUUUUUAGUUUAAUUUGUUCUUAACAAUUCUUUCUAUUCAAGUUAAAAGUGUUGUUGGGAUGCCUUUUACCAUUUUUGUUUAACCAUUGAUUAAAUAGUACUGAUUAAACAUUGUAAAAUUACAUAAAUUUGAUAUGUAAAGAUUUUAUUCCAUUUUCUGCACUAUCGGGAUAGUUUCAUCAAAAUCAGAUGUAUAUUUUUGUUUUCAAGAAUUGGCUACAAAAAAAUUAUUUCUAAACUUGCCUGAAGAACACUCAAAUUGAUUUCAAAAACUUCCCGAAUGGCAGCUAUAAAUUAUGAAUAAAUUAAUACCUUUUGAUUUUUAUUUGUUAAAUUUAA
Eurytemora carolleeae is the source of this 2996-nucleotide messenger RNA. RefSeq names its product WD repeat-containing protein 26-like. Gene Ontology annotation, molecular function: protein binding. Gene Ontology annotation, cellular component: GID complex. Bases 174 to 2057 code for a protein of 627 amino acids. Lineage: Eukaryota; Metazoa; Arthropoda; Copepoda; Calanoida; Temoridae. The transcript has 25 exons. Gene Ontology annotation, biological process: proteasome-mediated ubiquitin-dependent protein catabolic process. The record is from RefSeq and is a predicted model, not a curated record.